GAUUAUUUCGUUUUUUUUCGAUCAGUGGCUUGUAAUGUAAAUGGCUGACUGAAAAAUUGAAACUAUCAACACACACACAUAGUAACAAUAGCAUGGAUCAUUUGAAUUUUAUUUUAUUUUUUUUUUUUUUUUUGACAACAUAAAAAAAUAGUAGAUGUACAUUCGUAGAAUUCUUGGAAAUGAUUUGAUUUUCAUGUCAAUAAUUUUCAGAAUCAGAAUUCAAAUUCAAAUUCAAAUUCAUAUCAGCCAUGACAAUCGAAUAAUAAUAGAACGACAUUAGACUUGAUGAUGAUCAAUGAACGAAAAUGGUUAAAAAGAUUGUAUCCAAUAUUGAAAAAAUUCACCAGAUAAUUUCGGAAACAGUAUGGCUUGUACCACAUUAUCGUCAUUUAAUUCGAGAUUGUUAUGGCCAUCAAUCAGUGCUGGAUGCCCAUCAUGGUGAAAUAAUCAUUGUUCAUAGAACAUUUUGGCAUAAUUGGUUUCCAUCAUUAUGGGCAUUGUUUGUCGGUAUUACAUGGGGAUUUUAUUUUUGUUAUCCAGAAUGGUGUACACAAUAUCAAUUUUGGGUUGUCGUAAAACUUUAUCCACCAGCAUCGGAAAUCUACACCGCAGCCAUGGUUGUCGUAUGGUCCGGUGUAAUCAUAUCGACAGCAUUGUAUGGACUAAGUACUGAUGUCAAAGAUUUCCAAUAUCUUUUAAUAUUGGACAUGAAUAAGAAAAAUAUGAAAAAUUUUGGUUUCAAUCAAAAUGAAUUGAAUGAAUUGAAACAAUUUCAACGUCGAUUAUUGGCUCCAUUUGCAUUAUUUGCAUAUAUAAGUUCAAUUUUCGGUUCAACGGGGCAAUUUUUUCAGGUUUUAGAUAGACAUUUAUGGAAAGAUAAUAACAUUGUUUUGGUAAUUACAUGGUUUUUUGGAUUUCAAUUUUGGGCCAUGUAUGCCGCUUCAUGUAUACAUGUUACUCCUGGACUAAUAAUUAUCAUACAUCGAUAUAUACACAUGAAACAGAAACAAAUCAAGAAAAAAAUGAAUAAUUUAACCAAUCAACUACGAACUGGAAGCCGAAAUUUUUCCACUAGAAAAUCAAUAUUAUUGAUGAGAAAAUAUUUACAACUACAAAUACAACUUGAUCAUUUACAACAUUAUUGUCAACUAUAUGAUCAACAAACUAAACGUUUGUUGACCAUUAUUUGGUCCGGUUAUACAUUGUUAAGUACAUAUUUGACAUAUGUAAUUUUUUUAACAUCAAUACCAUCAGAAUAUCUACCAUUGUAUUAUCUUUUAUUCUUCACACAUUCAUCAUUAUUAUUAUUGUUAACAUAUACGGCAUCCAAAGUAUCACAUCAAAAUCGUCUAUUUAAUCGUUGGAAUCGUCAUACAUUAUAUUCAAUAUUAACAACAUUAUCAUCAUGGCGUAAAAUGUGGAAACAUCAAUUAAUAUUAUUAUCGAUCGAUAAUAUAAAUUCCAUACAAUGUAGCCAUGAUUCUGGAUUCUCAUUGACCAAUGGUUAUGUUAUCACAUGGAAUUCAUAUAUCUAUAUAUUCCAUAAUAUUAGCUCAUUUUUCUUCUUGAUUUUCAAUCGAUUAUUGAAUGAAUGAAUGACAAUUCUGUUUACAAUACAACGACUACACCAAUUUAUUAGAUC
Molecule: messenger RNA, 1642 nt
Organism: Dermatophagoides farinae (American house dust mite)
Lineage: Eukaryota; Metazoa; Arthropoda; Arachnida; Sarcoptiformes; Pyroglyphidae
Source: RefSeq, a predicted model, not a curated record